Molecule: messenger RNA, 3519 nt
Organism: Bufo gargarizans (Asiatic toad)
Lineage: Eukaryota; Metazoa; Chordata; Amphibia; Anura; Bufonidae
Gene: DSPP
Product: dentin sialophosphoprotein
Exons: 1
Coding region: 1-3519 (1172 amino acids)
Source: RefSeq, a predicted model, not a curated record
AUGGCUGUUUCAGAUGUUACUGACUCUACAGUUGAAGAAGAUUCAUCAGUGACUGAUUCUCCAGAUGUGGAUGUCUCAGAUGUUACUGACUGUACAGUUGAAGAGGAUUUCUCAGUGACUGGUUCUAAGGAUGUGGAUGUCUCAGAUGUUUCUGACUCUACAGUUGAAGAUGAUUCUUCAGUAACUGGUUCUCCGGAUGUGGCUGUCUCAGAUGUUACUGACUCUACAGUUGAAGAAGAUUCAUCAGUAACUGAUUCACCAGAUGUGGAUGUCUCAGAUGUUACUGACUGUACAGUUGAAGAGGAUUCAUCAGUGACUGGUUCUCCAGAUGUGGCUGACUCAGAUGUUACUGACUCUACAGUUGAAGAGGAUUCAUCAGUGACUGAUUCUCCAGAUGUGGAUGUCUCAGAUGUUACUGAUUGUACAGUUGAAGAGGAUUCAUCAGUGACUGGUUCUAAGGAUGUGGCUGUCGCAGAUCUUACUGACUCUACAGUUGAAGAGGAUUCAUCAGUGACUGGUUCUCCAGAUAUGGCUGUCUCAGAUGUUACUGACUCUACAGUUGAAGAGGAUUCAUCAGUGACUGGUUCUCCAGAUAUGGCUGUCUCAGAUGUUGCUGACUCUACAGUUGAAGAGGAUUCAUCAGUGACUGGUUCUCCAGAUAUGGCUGUCUCAAAUGUUACUGACUCUACAGUUGAAGAAGAUUCAUCAGUGACUGUUUCUCCAGAUGUGGCUGUCUCAGAUGUUACUGAUUGUACAGUUAAAGAGGAUUCAUCAGUGACUGGUUCUAAGGAUGUGGCUGUCACAGAUGUUACUGACUCUACAGUUGAAGAGGAUUCAUCAGUGACUGAUUCUCCAGAUAUGGCUGUCUCAGAUGUUACUGACUCUACAGUUGAAGAGGAUUCAUCAGUGACUGGUUCUCCAGAUGUGGCUGUCUCAGAUGUUAGUGACUCUACAGUUGAAGAGGAUUCAUCAGUGACUGGUUCUCCAGAUGUGGCUGUCUCAGAUGUUACUGACUCUACAGUUGAAGAGGAUUCAUCGGUGACUGGUUCUCCAGAUAUGGCUGUCUCAGAUGUUACUGACUGUACAGUUGAAGAAGAUUCAUCAGUGACUGUUUCUCCAGAUGUGGCUGUCUCAGAUGUUACUGACUCAACAGUUGAAGAGGAUUCAUCAGUGACUAGUUCUCCAGAUGUGGCUGUCUCAGAUGUUAUUGACUCUACAGUUGAAAAGGAUUCAUCAGUGACUAGUUCUCCAGAUGUGGCUGUCUCAGAUGUUAUUGACUCUACAGUUGGAGAGGAUUCAUCAGUGACUGGUUCUCCAGAUGUGGAUGUCUCAGGUGUUACUGACUCUACAGUUGAAGAGGAUUCAUUGGUGUCUGGUUCUCUAGAUGUGGCUGUCUCAGAUGUUAUUGACUCUACAGUUGAAGAGGAUUCAUCAGUGAUUGGUUCUUCAGUUGUGGCUGUCUCAGAUGUUACUGACUCUACAGUUGAGAAGGAUUCAUCAGUGACUGGUCCUCCGGAUGUGAAUGUCUCAGAUGUUACUGACUCUACAGUUGGAGAGGAUUCAUCAGUGACUGGUUCUCCAGAUAUGGCUGUCUCAGAUGUUACUGACUCUACAGUUGAAGAGGAUUCAUCAGUGACUGGUUCUCCAGAUGUGGCUGUCUCAGAUGUAACCGAUUCUAUAGUUGAAGAGGAUUCAUCAGUGACUGGUUCUUCAGAUGUGGCUGUCUCAGACGUUAUUGACUCUACAGUUGAAGAGGAUUCAUCAGUGACUGGUUCUCCAGAUGUGGAUGUCUCAGAUGUUAUUGACUCUAUAGUUGAAGAGGAAUCAUCAGGGACUGGUUCUUCAGAUGUGGCUGUCUCAGAUGUUACUGACUCUACAGUUGAGAAAGAUUUAUCAGUGACUGGUUCUCCGGAUGUGAAUGUCUCAGAUGUUACUGACUCUACAGUUGAAGAGGAUUCAUCAGUGACUAAUUCUCCAGAUAUGGCUGUCUCAGAUGUUACUGACUCCACAGUUGAAGAUGAUUCAUCAGUGACUGGUUCUCCAGAUAUGGCUGUCUCAGAUGUUACUGACUCUAUAGUUGAAGAGGAAUCAUCAGUGACUGGUUCUUCAGAUGUGGCUGUCUCAGAUGUUACUGACUCUACAGUUGAAGAUGAUUCAUCAGUGACUGGUUCUCCAGAUAUGGCUGUCUCAGAUGUUACUGACUCUACAGUUGAAGAAGAUUCAUCAGUGACUGUUUCUCCAGAUGUGGCUGUCUCAGAUGUUACUGACUCAACAGUUGAAGAGGAUUCAUCAGUGAUUAGUUCUCCAGAUGUGGCUGUCUCAGAUGUUAUUGACUCUACAGUUGAAAAGGAUUCAUCAGUGACUAGUUCUCCAGAUGUGGCUGUCUCAGAUGUUAUUGACUCUACAGUUGAAGAUGAUUCAUCAGUGACUGGUUCUCCAGAUAUGGCUGUAUCAGAUGUUACUGACUCUAUAGUUGAAGAGGAAUCAUCAGUGACUGGUUCUUCAGAUGUGGCUGUCUCAGAUGUUACUGACUCUACAGUUGAAGAUGAUUCAUCAGUGACUGGUUCUCCAGAUGUGGCUAUCUCAGAUGUUACUGACUCUACAGUUGAAGAGGAUUCAUCAGUGACUGGUUCUCCAGAUAUGGCUGUCUCAGAUGUUACUGACUCUACAGUUGAAGAAGAUUCAUCAGUGACUGUUUCUCCAGAUGUGGCUGUCUCAGAUGUUACUGACUCAACAGUUGAAGAGGAUUCAUCAGUGACUAGUUCUCCAGAUGUGGCUGUCUCAGAUGUUAUUGACUCUACAGUUGAAAAGGAUUCAUCAGUGACUAGUUCUCCAGAUGUGGCUGUCUCAGAUGUUAUUGACUCUACAGUUGAAGAUGAUUCAUCAGUGACUGGUUCUCCAGAUAUGGCUGUCUCAGAUGUUACUGACUCUAUAGUUGAAGAGGAAUCAUCAGUGACUGGUUCUUCAGAUGUGGCUGUCUCAGAUGUUACUGACUCUACAGUUGAAGAUGAUUCAUCAGUGACUGGUUCUCCAGAUAUGGCUGUCUCAGAUGUUACUGACUCUACAGUUGAAGAGGAUUCAUCAGUGACUGGUUCUCCAGAUAUGGCUGUCUCAGAUGUUACUGACUCUACAGUUGAAGAAGAUUCAUCAGUGACUGUUUCUCCAGAUGUGGCUAUCUCAGAUGUUACUGACUCAACAGUUGAAGAGGAUUCAUCAGUGACUAGUUCUCCAGAUGUGGCUGUCUCAGAUGUUAUUGACUCUACAGUUGAAAAGGAUUCAUCAGUGACUAGUUCUCCAGAUGUGGCUGUCUCAGAUGUUGCUGAUUCUACAGUUGAAGAGGAUUCAUCAGUGACUGAUUCUCCAGAUGUGGAUGUCUCAGAUGUUGCUGAUUCUACAGUUGAAGAGGAUUCAUCAGUGACUGAUUCUCCAGAUGUGGAUGUCUCAGAUAUUUCUGUUGUUUCAGCUGACAUCUGUCUGAUUUCUACAAUAAAAGAAAAUACAUAUUAUUUCCUUCACUGA